GCAGCCGCCACUGUAGCAGCAGCAACAACAACUGCAGCAACAACGCGCAGGAUACGACACCAGAAGCGUCGCUCGUCGCAACGACGGCGGAGCAACAACAACGCAGUGCUGCCCUCUGGGAUUGGGACUGGGAUUGGGAUCGGGCUCGGGAUUGGACUGGAAACCGAUUCGGCUCUGGCCCUGCCAGUAGCAACCUCAACAUCGGGCUCCACAGCAGCGGAUCAUCAUCAGACAACAGUAGCAGCAGCAUCAGUAGAAGUUGCCACUACAACAGCAACAGUAUCGGCAGCAGCAGCAGCAGCAGCAGCAACACCAGCAACAGCAGCAGCAACAACCAAACUUUUGCCAACCGAGCCGGAACAUUCUGUACCCAUGCUAUCGGUACAGACGGCCGGCUGCGCGGGAAUGGAGCGGCUCGGCGUUCCGACCCGCACAUCGUUAAGUACACCACCUGAUGAUAGGGAUCAAUUUAGACGUAGAAUGCGCGUCGAUGCGCUCCAGGCACGUGAGCUCCUGGCUGUACGUGGCGAGACUGUGAUUCGUGGCACCGGCAAUAACCAACUCCAGCAUCAGCAACAACACCAUCUCCAUCACAGCAACAUCAACAUCAGCAGCAGCAGCAGCGGCAACAAUAAGCAACAACAUUCCCACCAACAGCAACAACGCAUGACAACUCCAAGCACGCACAGCUCCGGCGGCAGUGGCAGCGGCGGCAGCAGAGGUGCCAGUGACCACCACCAGCAACUGAACAACAAUAGUAUUAGCAGCAAUGUGGCGCGCGGUGGCAUCGAGGCCACCACCCUUAAAUACGGCAACACGGGCAGCGGGAGCGGGAGUGGGAGUGGCUGUUACAAGGGCGACUGCGGCAACUCCUCGACCGGAUCCACAUGCAGCUCGCUGCAGAGUCACAGCAACGACCACCAUCAACAUUACCAGUACCAGCUGCAACAGCAGCAAACGCCCCGCUGCCCCCACCAUGUACCACUGCCGGACAGCGAGUACGGACAGGAUCGGCACCUGCAGAUCAGGAGUAGCUAUCAGCAAUCGGAGAUCACCAGGUCGUACACGAAACCGCCGCCCAACAAGACGGUGCGGGAUGUGCCCGAGCAGAUCUCAGCGGGCGGCUGCGGGGUCCCCAGCUCCAGCUACCGUCUAACCACGCUCCAGGCCGCCUCCUCAACGUACUCGCCCUCUGGUGCGGCGGUGACCGCCUCCUCGUCGUCCAGCAAGUCCAAGCCCAACGCCAUAUCCAAAUUCUUCUCGCGCAUCAGCUCACCAAAGUCGCCGCCCAACUGUUCGCUAUCCUCGGUGGCGUCCUCUCAGUCAGCCUCAGCCUCCUCCGUGUCCAUGUCGUCGUCCGCCUCUUCGCUGGCCUCCUCGGCCGGCGUUUCGACCUCCUCAUCGGCCUCGUCCCUGGCGGCCGUGCCGCUGUGCCCACUGCCCGUGUCCAAUGCCGCGCUGCUGAAGAGCACGGCGUGCGGUUAUGGCACCAACCCGAGUGGAGCGCAUAUCUACGCGGGCCUGGGACCCAGCACACAGCUGCUAACCAGCUUGGGAACGGGCGGAGCGACGGCGGGAGCGAUGUCAAGCGGAAACUGCAGCCCGGAAAGAAUACCCACGCCCCCGCUGUCCGUAUCCGUGCCGAUUGGAGCUGGCCUACAGCCGCUGAGGAGCAGCAGCAGCGCCAGCCUACCCGCCGAGACAUCUGCGACCGCAGCCACAUCCACAUCCACACAGUCUUCCUCAGCAGAUGCCCCGCUGACCACGAUGAGCCGCAAUAAUUCCAACUCUAGCAUGAUGAGCUGCCACUGCAGCUGCAAUAGCCGGAAUUGCAGUCACUGUGGAGCCACCUCAUAACUGAGCUCGUGUUAAGUUUAACUAAAUAACUAUGUACAUCGGAGGCAUCGCAGAAAUCGCCAGGGAUUAAAAGUUUUGUUUUAAAUGAGGGUUAUAAGAAUGGAAAUUUUAGGCCCAAAGCCGCAAUCACAGAAGGGAACCUUUGUUACCAUUUAAGUAAUUUUAAAAUAUUGACUUUUGAUCCGCGAAUUUUGUGAUUGGCCACUGAUAUGUAAUACAUAUAGAAACACAUAUAUUUUUUUUAUGUUAGCCUAUGUUUAUCUAUUAUGUUAAAGUUUAACAGAUUUAUUUUGUGUAGGUCUGUCGCCAACUUUUGCGCUGGUACGAAAAGACUGUUUAUUAGUCAGAAUUUAAUUUGUAAAUUUGAAUUAAAAGAAGGAAAAGGAGAAGGAAAGCUAGAGAAUGUAAAGGAAAUUAAGGACGAGAAGACAUAGCUGCGCUGCCGCCUUUUAGCACUCAACACAGACCAUAGAAACAAUAGCGUUUUUGAACUUUAAAAUAGCGACUAAAGAAGCAUAAGUGAAUAUGUAAUUGUAGUUUUAUGAAUGAAUAUUGUAUACACUUUAGUUUGAAUAACUCUAGUUUUUAAAGCAGCCAACUCUUAACUAUAAUCUAUCCCGCUCCCCAUCCCUGACCCCUAUAACUAUUAUUAUUAUUAUAUUAUUAUUAUUAUUAUUAUUGUAUGCAUGGCCCCGUGCUGGUACACACGAAACACACACAGAAACCAUUUUUAGUUCAAUUGAAAUUUGUAUUUGUAUAUUUGCUAACGGAAUUACACUGUAAAAAAAACAACAAUGAAAUGAAAUCUAUGUAAACCAAA
This is a messenger RNA of Drosophila bipectinata, 2677 nucleotides long. RefSeq lists its product as uncharacterized. The record is from RefSeq and is a predicted model, not a curated record. NCBI's taxonomy places the organism in Eukaryota, Metazoa, Arthropoda, Insecta, Diptera, Drosophilidae.